This is a messenger RNA of Penicillium cinerascens, 513 nucleotides long. RefSeq lists its product as uncharacterized. Bases 1 to 513 code for a protein of 170 amino acids. Lineage: Eukaryota; Fungi; Ascomycota; Eurotiomycetes; Eurotiales; Aspergillaceae. The record is from RefSeq and is a predicted model, not a curated record. The transcript has 2 exons.
AUGGCCUUUCCGCUCCUCUCCCCUCUCCGACUCGGCCUAGGCCUCGGAAUCGGCAUAUCCACCGCAACUCUCCAUCCCUUCUCGCCCUUCCGCGCUACCCCCAUCCAGUGCCAAUACACCGCGCCCUACUACCGCCCCGAAUCUCCGGCUAAUGCUGAGACGGGAUGGGCCGUCGGUCCCAAUGAUCCCCUUUUGCAAAAGCAGGGCCAUUCUGGGCAGGCUCGAGCAAGCUUUUUGACUCCGGGGAAUAUGAAGCAGGUCAGCCUGGGGAGCGUCCUUGGUUUGGUCGCUGGUGUAGGGUUGAGGGCGUUUUCGAGGGUUUUGGUGGUUGUUAUUGGAAUGAGUGUUGUUUUAAUUGAGUGGGCUGCCUCCAAGGGCUAUAACAUUCUCCCUUUGCACCGGAUUCAAAAGUAUUUCAAGAGUGUCGACGUCCGUCGGGCUGUCUCUGAGCACCGGCCCUUCAAGAUGAGUUUCGGGGCUAUGAUGGCACUUGCGGCGUUUGCGCAGUUCUGA